This is a messenger RNA of Urocitellus parryii (Arctic ground squirrel), 897 nucleotides long. It is a transcript of the gene Ms4a1, whose product is annotated as membrane spanning 4-domains A1. The record is from RefSeq and is a predicted model, not a curated record. Lineage: Eukaryota; Metazoa; Chordata; Mammalia; Rodentia; Sciuridae. Gene Ontology annotation, cellular component: external side of plasma membrane; plasma membrane. Gene Ontology annotation, biological process: cell surface receptor signaling pathway.
AUGACAACACCCAGAAAUUCCUUGAGUGGAACUUUCCCUACGAAGGGCCCUAUCUCCAUGCAACCUGCUCCAAAAGUAAACCUCAAGGGGACGCUGCCGCUGGUGGGCCCCACCCAAAGCUUCUUCAUGAGGGAAUCUAAGGCUUUGGGGGCUGUCCAGAUCAUGAAUGGGCUCUUCCACAUGGCCCUGGGAGGGCUGCUGCUGAUCCCCACAGGGGUCUAUGCACCCAUCUGUGUGACUGUGUGGUACCCCCUCUGGGGUGGCAUUCUGUAUAUUACCUCUGGAUCGCUCCUGGCMGCAGCAGAGAAAACCUCCAGGAACAGUCUGGUCCAAGCAAAAGUAAUAAUGAACUCAUUGAGCCUCUUUGCUGCCAUUUCUGGAAUAAUUCUUGUGAUCAUGGACAUACUCAAUAUUACGAUUUCACAUUUCUUAAAAAUGGAGAGUCUGARUAUUAUUAAAACUCCUGUGUCGUAUAUUGACAUAUACAACUGUAAACCCACUAAAMCCUCUGAGGAAAACUCUCCAUCCACAAAAUACUGUUACAGCAUACAAUCCAUGUUCUUGGGCGUYUUGUCAGUGUUACUGAUCUUUGCCUUCUUCCAGAAACUUGUGACUGCCGGCAUUGUUGAGAAUGAGUGGAAAAGAACCUGCUCCAGGCCCCAAGCUAAGGUGGUUCUUCUGUCAGCUGAAGACAAGAAAGAACAGACAAUUGAAAUAAAAGAAGAAGUGGUUGAGCUAACUGAAGUUCCUUCUCAAACAAAGAAUGAAGAAGACAUUGAAAUUAUUCCAGUCCAAGAAGAAGAAGGAGGAGAAGAAACAGAAAUAAAUUUUCCAGAACCUCCCCAUGAUCAGGAAUCCCCACCAAUAGAAAAUGAUAGCUUUCCUUAAACUAUUUCU